AUGUCCAACGAAAGUUCAGAGAGCGAGUACUCUGAUAUUCAUUCGAUCCAUUCUGACGAAGAAGAAGAAGUUCAGGACUAUAAAAAGGGUGGAUAUCAUCCAGUUCAACUCGGAGACAAGUUUGAUAAUGACAGAUACAUUGUGUGUCGAAAGCUAGGCUGGGGUCACUUUUCAACCGUUUGGCUUGCAUUUGAUAAUCUAGCAGAUCGACAUGUCGCUUUAAAGAUUGUCAAAUCAGCCAAUAGAUACACAGACAGCGCUCUUGAAGAAAUCAAGCUACUUGAAACCGUCAAAAAGACAAACUCACAAGCCAGGGGGUACCAACACGUCGCGCAGCUGCUGGAACAUUUCUGGCAUGAGGGGCCUAACGGAAAACACGUGUGCAUGACAUUUGAAGUGCUCGGAGAAAGCCUACUUUCGCUCAUGAAGCGAUACAACUAUAAGGGCAUUCCUCAGUCAAUCGUCAAAAGGAUCUCAAAACAGGUCCUUGAAGGCCUUGAUUAUCUUCAUAGAGAGUGCGGUAUCAUCCAUACCGAUCUUAAGCCCGAGAAUGUGCUCGUUUGGAUCCCAGAUGUCGAGGAGUAUCUCAAGAAGGAAACAGAGGAUAUUCGUAGUGGUAAACAACAACAGCAGCAACAACAAGGGGAGCAACCCAAAUCACUUUUGGACGGCGUUGACACAUCAGGCAUGUCAAAGAAUCGUAAAAAGAGGUUAAAGAAAAAACUGAAAAAGCAGUUGCUCGCCAAUGAUGUGAAAGAACAAGAAGAUCAGAGUGAACUAGAAAAUGGGUUCAAACAGCUACAAAUCACCAAAAAUGAAAAAGUCUUAUCAUCUUCAGUCCUUGAUUUUGCAGUGAUCGAAGCCAAAGAGAAGCAACAAGACUUGGAUAGCGUGUUUAGCGAUAUUGUUGUCAAGAUUGCUGAUCUCGGAAAUGCCUGUUGGACAGACGGAGAUUACACGCAUAUCAUUCAGACAAGGCAGUAUCGUAGUCCGGAAGUCAUUGUUGGCGCCAAAUGGACUCAGGAGGCAGAUAUGUGGAGUGCUGCGUGCAUGAUCUUUGAACUUCUUACUGGUGAAUUCUUGUUUGAUCCUAGAGCAGGUUCUAAAUAUAACAAAGACGAUGAUCAUCUUGCCCAGAUUUUAGAACUCUUACGUACUGUCCCCAAGAUCUUGAUAACCGGAGGUGAGUUCUCUCGAGAAUUCUUUGAUCGGUCUGGUAAAUUGAAGCAUAUAAAAAAACUGCGAUACCGUCGUCUACGUGAUGUACUCCAUGACACCUUUCUUGUUCCUCCUGAAGAUGCUGAUGCGAUCAGUGCAUUUUUACUACCCAUGUUAGAAAUGGACAUGACCAAGCGUGCGUCUGCUAGUCAAAUGCUUUCAAGUGAAUGGCUAAAAGAUGUGUAG
Messenger RNA from Rhizopus microsporus ATCC 52813, 1404 nucleotides. RefSeq names its product kinase-like protein. Gene Ontology annotation, biological process: spliceosomal complex assembly; regulation of mRNA processing; protein phosphorylation. Lineage: Eukaryota; Fungi; Mucoromycota; Mucoromycetes; Mucorales; Rhizopodaceae. The transcript is spliced from 5 exons. Bases 1 to 1404 code for a protein of 467 amino acids. The record is from RefSeq and is a predicted model, not a curated record. Gene Ontology annotation, molecular function: protein kinase activity; ATP binding.